AUGUCUGAUGGCACACCUGUACAAGCCAAUCUUCCAUGGCUACGUACAGCGGAGGGACUGGACAAACUCUCAUUUGACCUUGAGGUUGUCUCUCGCAAGGCGCUUGCACGCUCUUUUGACUGCACUGGUCAGGCUGGCGAUGAUGCUGGACCAUGUGACUUUUGUGCUCACCUCGAGCCAAAAGUCAAGGUACUUGCGGAGAAUGCGAGAACUCGUCAACCACACACCCGCCAUAGUCUUCUCACUCCAGUUCAACUUCUCGACAUUAUACGUGAGCGUGAUCAGAACACGAACACUCUGAAGUUACAGAGUUUGAAUGACGGACGCAAAAUCAAGCGCCUGCUUUCCACACUGGAAGAUCACACUUCACUGGCCAUGGCACUGUCCCAGUGCGACGUACCCUGGCUUCGCAACCUUCUCCAAACUGCACUUCGGAAUGGUACCAGCAUCCAUACAAUACUUCGGAUGAUUGAAGAGGCCAUUGAGCGUGGUUACCGACCACGAGGACACAGUCAAGAGGCCAUUGACCUUGCCAUUCUCACCGUCCGGCUUGGUGGCCGGAAUCUGCUUUAUGCCUGGAACCAGUGGCUCACACUCCCAUCACUACGCACUCUCCGCAACCAUAUGUCUUUUGUCAAAAUCAUUCCAACUAUCGGUCGGAUCUCAACCAUGACCAUCCAAGAGAAUAUCAAGAACCUUGUCAUUGUUCCUCGUCAGAACGCUGCAUCAACGAAAAUGUGUGGUGUCAGCAUGAUGAUCGAUGAAACGGCGCAGGAGGAAGCGGCCGUCUAUAUAUCACAAUUGAACAGUGUAGGCGGUCUAUGCUGGAUGCACUCGAAUCUUGUCGACACAACACUUCACACAUAUCAGUCUGCCCUUGGGAUUGCUGAGGCGCUGAAGUCUCAGAAGGUCCACGUUGGAAAGGAGGUGACUGUCGCGGGAGCUCACAUAUUUGGCGAAGAGGGAGUUUAUCCUGUCCUGGCAGCGCCCACUUGCAAGAGUGAGAGUGCUGCUGACAUGGAGUUCAUUUUCAAGACUAUCCUCGAAUCCUGGGAUAAUUCUGGAGCGGCUCAGCAGGUUGGACCAGCUUGGUCAUUUGCAACUGACGGUGACGCUACACGCCGCAAGGCUGGUCACAGGACAUUUGUACACAUCCCACUCUCACCCUUCUCACCGCUCUAUGGCACAUUGUUGAAUCUUCCUGGCGUUAAUCUCUUCACUGGUCCAGGUGAAGUGACACUAGACUUUGACUACAAACAUAUCAUGAAACGCUAUUGUACCCUCCUCCGAUCUCGUGCUGGUAUGCAUCUUAACAAUGGUCGCUGCAUCAAUGCAACCAUGAUCGAACGCUACCUUGUCUGGCUGCCUGAUGUAGAUGAAAGUCGUGCUCGGAAGCUUGUUUACCCCAACGAUCCCCAGGACAUGCCUCGUGCGGUGGAACUCGUGGGUGCUGUCAUCAAACUCGCAUCACUGCCGAACAUCCCCGACGACGUCAAUGUCAUUGCUGACUUCGACGCAAUCAAACUUUUAGCUGAAAUUCUCCGCAGUCUCCUCAAUCCAUUCAUCGAUGUCAACCUCUCACUGACUGAGCAAGUCGUGCACUUGAGCCGCUUCACUCAUCUCCUCUUUGCAUGCUACCGUGAUCAACGACGUGGGCUGAUGCCUAACCAGCUAUACUAUGACUCUGAGACAUUUGCCAAGAACGCGGUCUUCUGCAUCCUGAAGCAACAGAAGCUCGAUCCAUCUGAACAUUUUUUCUUUCUUGAUGUUGGGGAUGAUGCACUUGAACUCAAGUUUGCAUUCCUCCGAAUGUGCGGGGGGCACAACAACGCAAUGAACUACAAACAAGUUCUCGAUCGCCUUGGCGCUGCCCGAGAUAUUGGAGGAGUGUAUGCACGCAAUUCCGACCUCUCCCAUGGCCAUCGUCGGUUGAAUCUCAAGCGAGCAGACGGUGUUGACCAUGUCAGCCGUUUUAUGUGGGUUGGUGACGUUGUUGCGGGUCAUUGUGACCUUCCAAGUGCAUGGCACCAAGGGAGGGAUGAGGCCAUUUCAAUUCUCUCUUGGUCGCAGAUACAUUCCUCCGCAUAUGACUUUCAGACCUUAUUUUCCCCAGGCUCGGGCAUAGACCUACUGUGCAUCUUUGGUGGGAGCAGGUACCCUGCUAUUCAUGAAGAGGAUGACGAAGACAUAUCACUCCUUGCACCUCCGCCCAACAUCGACACACUCCAGCAAGAUGUUGUGUCCAGCGAGACCGCAGACACCAUCAGCAAUGAUGAUGACGAGCCGCCACUCACCUUUGAGGAAUCACUUGCCGACACACUUGACGCCGAGCACGAGGAUGGAAACAGUUUGGUGGACGAGCCCGAGGAUGAUGAAAAUUCCCCCUCACCUACUUCUCCCCCCAAUGGGCCAGGAAUCCGUGCUGAAGACUACCUCUGGUGCAUGAACAAAUGGGUCCACAAGGCAUCGGUUGUCCAUAUCACGAUCACCCCAGAUUUCACUCCCAAAGCCCAGACUCGUUUGCUCUGUGUUCGCGGAUUCACGCCUGUAAACAAGGACUUCGAGAACACCAUGGAGGUUGGUCAGCUGCUUCACAGUGAUCAGUUCGUCACCGGUGAUCUCUUCAUCACGCUUCUUCGAACUAGCAUGAAGUCACUGGCUCUUGCUCUGGUUCGCGCUACCACCAUCUCUGAGAAUGGAGCCCCCAGGAGUAGAGUCAAAAUGGCAACGCUGACGUCUCUCAAGGGCAAUGUGAAAGUCGCCGGUGAAAUCAUGAUUCUUUUACCAUCAUCCUCGUCUUCAACCUUAUCGUGGAUCUGGAAUGGCGCGUAUCUUAAAACUGCAUCUGUCGUACCAGGAACAGAAAUUUGUACUCUCAAAGUCAUCACCGUCACUGUUCCAGGCUUCCUUGUUCAAACCGUCAAUCCUCGGGUUGUCAUUGCCGCUGAUCAUCUUGCACCUCAACACACCCAGGAGGUAAACUCCAAGGGCACAACAUGGUCACUCGACGACGAGGACCUACAAUCUGCCGUUGCACUACUCUGGAACAAAACUGUCGACUCCAAAGUUCCCCUCAGUUUGAUCUCAAGUCUCAAUUCUGAAAGCUCUGUUUUUCCCUACAAGUCUCAUGAUGGUAAGCGUUCUGAUGCUCUUAUUUGUGCCGCCGGCACUGAGUUGCUGUUGACUACGGGACGUGGCAAGACGGUCAUGAGUGCAUGUCCGGUAUGUUGCGAGUCAACGAAGGACAUCCGUUCGCACAUGGGUGUGCAUAUUCUCCGUGCAGCUCGUAAGGUCGCCGAUAUUGUUGUCAAUCCCAUCAACGGCCCGUUGCCUUGUGGCUUCUGUGGCGACUCAAACAACCCCGACUGCGCACUUACGUUCAAGGAGACAGCUCGCAAGAUCAUGUGGGAGUCAAAGUGCCCACGCAAAGAGACCUUCCAGUAUGGGAGUGCUAAUAAGGGCUCUGACAGCCGCCCGUGUCAUAACGUCCCCGUCGUCUGCCAGAUAUGUGUCCAUCUCGGUCGUGCUACUGAUUGGUGUCCAGCGGUCUGGCGUUAUAACCUCGAAGCCCAUAUCGACCUGCAGCACUCUGAAUAUGCACAACCUGGCAGGCCAAUUGGACUUCCCCUUCCCCGCGCUGUGUAUGAUUCGCUUGCUCUCACUCCUGCCGAAGAAAAAAAGGCCGGAGUCGCUUCUCGACCCGUAUUUGAGUUCAUCCAGGGCAAGGAGAAUAUCCCUGGACCUGACGGUUCAUCUGCUGUUACCCAGAAGCGGAAGGCCAAUGCUCAGAAGUUUUCCUCUGCCGCUUCGGUGGCUAAGAGAGUUCGUCAAGGUUGA
Suillus clintonianus is the source of this 3837-nucleotide messenger RNA. RefSeq lists its product as uncharacterized. The transcript is spliced from 4 exons. Lineage: Eukaryota; Fungi; Basidiomycota; Agaricomycetes; Boletales; Suillaceae. The coding region runs from base 1 to 3837 and encodes 1278 amino acids. The record is from RefSeq and is a predicted model, not a curated record.